Scleropages formosus (Asian bonytongue) is the source of this 6658-nucleotide messenger RNA. It is a transcript of the gene nhsl2, whose product is annotated as NHS-like 2. NCBI's taxonomy places the organism in Eukaryota, Metazoa, Chordata, Actinopteri, Osteoglossiformes, Osteoglossidae. Gene Ontology annotation, biological process: cell differentiation. The transcript is spliced from 7 exons. The record is from RefSeq and is a predicted model, not a curated record. Bases 287 to 3724 code for a protein of 1145 amino acids.
GUGAGUGAUCUGGGCGCGCGCUCAGGAGGCUGUCCGGCUCCUCCUCGGGUGACCACCGCGUCUCACUAAGGCGUCACGCGCGCAAACUAGCGGUGCGCGGGAGCGCUCGAACCCCGGGCCGCGGCGCGCGACAGCUCCACGCGGCCGACGACGACGAAGUGCAAUGCAAAGAAAGAAAAGGAGAGAGAAGAAAAGUAACGACAUCGGGCGGCGGCGGAUUCGCGGUGGGUGAAAUGAGAGCAGUUUUACCGUGAUCGCGAGCGCGAGGAGCGCCCCGGCAGCCGACAUGCCUUUCUGCAAGAGAUCCAUCGCCCCCAGGGACGUGUGUAAGGAGGACGCGGCGCGCUCCCGCUUCGGCUUCGGGGACCUGCGGGACGUGUGCGCGUUCACGCUGCGAUCGCUGCUGCUCCAGCUGGCCGACGUGUCGCGACAGUCGCUGAGCAUCGUGGAGGAGCUCGAGGCAGAGCUGCUGUCGGUGCACGCGCGCGCCGCCGCGCUGCAGGGCAAAGUGAGCAGCCUGCAGAGACACAUGUCGGUGGUGGGCAGCAGACCCCCUGCGAAGACCACCACCAACUUGGACGCGGAGAGCAAGCGAGCGGCCCACUUCCGAUCGUCAUGGCAACAGCAUGUGAAUGUGUUCGGCUCGUGGAGCAGGCCGGAGUGCGUGCAGCAGCUGCACCAGGAGGCAGAACUCAACCUCCAGAGCCUGCUGCAAGACUUUGAGGAGCAUCUCUACGAGCACAAAAUCACUGGUCAGACGUUCAAGCAUCCCUCAUCGCUGAGCUCAGAGGACACCUCCCUUAGCGAGCCCUCCGGCGCAGCCAGCCAGAAGCCAGACUUCAUCUUCCUUCCGACCCCCAGCCAAGUGUGUGAAAGUAGGACCUCUCCGGUGGGGAUCUGGCCUCAGGAUCCUGCUAUCGGCCCACCGGUCGCUGAGAAACCGCGUUGGCACCUGGGCAGCCAGGACCCCGUCCGUCUGAAACCUGUGGAUACCACAGGUGAUGGGUCGCUGCUGCCUGUUGACCUGAUUCAAGGAGUUUGUGCUUCAGAAGCCUCCCACCAUAGGCUGCUCACGCCAUCUCCCGAGUCCCAGAGUCCUCACCUGGCCCUGAGGAAGACCCACAGCGAUUUCGAGCACAGUCUGCUGCAUUCUCCCAGCACACCCCCUGUCACUAUGGAACACGCAGGCCUCAUGUGCGGCAGCCCUUCUUGGAAUGGGCCCAAGGGCUCCACCUUCUCCCCUUCCUGGAAUGACUCUAUGGACUACAUGCUGGCUCCCAGCCCAACUGCUAAGCCUCCCAACUCACAGCACCAAGCUGACAUUCUCCUGGGCCCCUCCCAGGGCAUGUCGGGUCUUUCAAUCAGUUCGGGCUCACACAGUAGCUCCUUCACAUCCAUCUCAAUGGAACCACCAGCACGGGUCCUGGUCACCACCAGCACUACGGUGGGCAGGCGAGCAGAGACGGAAGGGGCCACCACGAGCCCAGGUGAACGGGACCGGAGAGCCAUGCGGCCCGGCGCCCUCAGAUUCCGUGAGCGCUCCCUGUCCACUCCAACGGAUUCUGGUUCCUUCUGCUCAACUGACAAUGUUUGCUGUGCUGAGCCCCACCACGCUGGGGCCGAGGGCUAUGCCCUGAUGUACCCCAGUGGCAGCUCUGAGGACAGUGCCAGCACUGACAAUGUGCCGCUAGCAGUGACGGACUUCUUCCCUGACGGACGACCACGUGCAAGAUCCCGCAGCAUCUCGUUGAAGAAGCCUAAGAAGAAGCCACCGCCACCGGUGCGCAGUGUGUCUCUGGUGAAGAGCCUGGGAGGUGGCAGCAGCCCACUCUCCGAAGGCCCUGUCAGGGAGAACCGUCCCAGGAGCCUCUUCCUCCCCAGAGAGCACCUGCAAGACACCUACCUGCCAGACUUCCUGCUUGGCUCUAGGCAGUUGCAGGAGGAGCCUGAGUUGCCUUUGUCCAUUGGGGAGACAGCCACAGGAAGCCAGGUUCCAGACCGGGAGCUGGAGCUGUCCUUCCCCAGUCACUGGCAGCUCAAUGAGUGGCAGUCCAGCGACCCGUACAGGUCACUUUCAAGUUCCAGCACAGCCACAGGCACAACAGUCAUCGAAUGCCUGAAAGCACGAGGUAGCUCAGAAUCCCUCGACUCCCCUGGUACCUCCCGUGCCACCUCGCCUUCACAGUUCUCAGUUGAAGCAGAGGCCAAAAUUUCCCCUUUCAAGCCCCACGGGCUCAUGUCCCCCUCCAGUGGCUAUUCCAGUCAGUCUGAGACACCCACACCAACGAUACCUGCUACCCACGUCACAGGACCAUCCCCGUUAGCCUGCAAGAUACGGCCAAAAAUUCCAGAGAGGAAGUCGUCCCUACCAGCAACCUCCCCUAUGGAGAGGCCCCCGAGGUCACGGUUGUCUUUCGAGCUGCCUUUGGCAUCUGCAUCUGACUUUUCUUACAUCAAGCCCAAGCCUAAGGCUAGCCGUCGACACUCUGACACAUCCACCGCAACCCGGCCAGGACAGAAGACGAGCUCCAACCAAUCAGCACUGCCAAUGGUGACCCAGACUGACCUGAGGAAUGUGCGCCUCCGCUCCAUUGGCCGCUCGGAGAUUGACGACGGCCCCGAAGGAUCUUCAGACAUCAUCGAAGAGGAGCAAUGCAGGGAUGAUGACAGCCCGCCCAUUACACCCAAUGCAAAACCCAAGCCUCCUGUGGCAAUGAAGCCCCCUCUUCCUAAACGACCGCUCAACUUGAUGCUGGAGUCACCCUCUUCCUCUUCGCUGGGCCCGGAGUCCCCACCCAUCUCGCCCAAGGAGUGGCGGAUGCCUGUGGGAAACAUCUACAUGGUAGUGAGGAAGCCCAAGCCUAAGAAGGCACCACAGGCUACUGCAAGCACUGGGCCUCCUCCAGAAGUCAUGCUACAACAGGAAGCACCAGAUACCCAGCGAGGGGUCAGCCAUAGUGAGCUUCCAUCCCCCUGCACCCCGGAGAAAGAUCACAUGACUGGGACCUUGACUAGUAGCAUUACGGUGUCCUGUCUGGCAGAGCUGGACCGCAAGCGAACUAAGGUCCCUCCGCCGGUUCCCAAGAAACCCACUGUCCUUCUGCUGCCCUCGGCUGCCGUCCACUCCAAUGGGGCUCCAGAAACUGACCUUCAUUCCCCGGAUGGGGAGCCGCCACCUGAGGAAGGUCUGAGUGAGGAGAACAGCCAAGUCCAGACAGAGGAAAUUAGGGCCCGGGACCCAGAAGUGAUUCCAUCUUCUUCAGAGACUGCUACAGGAUGUCCAGUGGAGGAAAGUGCCGAGGAGAGCGGCGGUCUCCCGGAGAUAGAGGCCCUGCAUAUCUCGGAGGAGCCCGGGGAAGGCAUGUUCGGCCUCACGUCCACGCCCCACACAACGGAAGACCUGUUCACCAUCAUCCACAGGUCCAAGCGGAAAGUUCUCGGCCGCAGGGAACCAUCAGCCACCUUCGGUAGUCGGCCGAGUCUGGUGUCCCCAGUGCGCAGCGAUCCGCGGGCCUACACCUUGGGGGCCACGCCGCGGUCCAGCUCACGCAAUCAGAACUUCAUGGCCCUUCUGCAGAAGAAGAGUAGCAAGCCAAGCCCUGGCGGGAGGGUGUCCGCCAUGGAGCUUCUGAAGAGCACUAACCCGCUGGCCCGCCGGGUCACCGAGUUCUCCCAGCCUGAGCCCGAACUGAUGGACAGCUCCAGAGCCCCCCAGGGCCAGUGACCGGCCAGCCCCCUCAGGGGAGUGGGGGAGGGAAUGGGGGGGGGGUCCCACGUUAACAUGUCGCAUCUGUACGGCUUUUAUUUGCAGAGAUCUCACCUCAACAAAACGCUGCAAAAGGCGUUCUGCGGACUCUGAUGUGGACAAGGCCACAAUAAUCCGUUCUUUGCUGUUUAAGUCACGGUGGCUCUUUACAGGAGAGGUGGGAUGUGGAGCUGGCAGAGGGGCUCUGUGCGGACCACCUGAACAGGAGCAUAACAACCAAACUGGAAAAAUCAUCAUGGGCUUAAUAACUCCGGGAAGAAAAACGUGGCAUGGGACCACAGCGCUGGAGCAACAGUAUCUGUGUAACUUGAAUGGGUGGAGCCAGACACACACACACACAUACACACACACACACACACACACACACAUAUACACACACACCACAGCUGAACCCAAACAAGAAAAUUGGCAUAAUGGUUUCUGGGAAUACUGCUACCAUGCUGGAACGAUGACAUCAGCGUAACAUUGUUGGACACGGAUACAAGAAAAAGAUGUGGGGAAGUUCUCCUACGUCUUGACAGUGUAGCGAGACGAAAGUAUCGAAGCCUUCUGGAGACAGAGCACAGGUUCCAUGUCAAGGUCUUCAGGAAGACAAAAUUCUCAAGAGGAAAUAAUCAAAAACAUUCCACAAAGGCUUGUGCACAGGUCCUGCUACCCAUCAUUUUUGGAAAAAAAAGCACUUUUCAUCAACAUAAAUUUUUCUAUAACCUUUUUUUUCAAAUUAUUUUACGUAACCUGUAUAUAGCUAUACAUAUAUAUGGAGACAUACCUGAAGAGCUCUUUGUUGGACUUAGAUUUUUAGAAGAUGUAAAUGUACACAUGUGGCCAGGCCGGCUAAAAACUGCCGCUCAUCCUCGGGAUGAAGGACGCUAGAGCUGUCCAAGCAGAUGAUCUUUGAAGGUAUCGUAAAGUCCCAUACGGCCCGGAGGGACACGCAACAUACGGCGCUUGGAUGUAUGUUCACUAACGGAGACACGUAAAGCGGGCGGCCGAGCUUCGGAGGGAAAGCGGAGCAGACCUAAGAGAGAGGUCAGGUCACCAUGUGGGGAGGGCGGACGCAGGAUAGACGCCACCGGUGUGGUCACAUGACCGUGACCGUCCGGCGUCGCUGUGCACUCAGGUGCGUUUCUUUACACUCAGGAAACCCUUCUCGGUGCGCGCGCUCGCGUGUGCACAUGCCAACGCACGCUGCGCACGCGCCAGCCAGAACACAAGGCGUGAGGCCGAAGGACGAGGUUCAUCCUCGGGGUGUCAAGGUGACCUUGGCUGACCUUGGCUUGUUUUCUCUUCGCGUUGGUGCUCCGUGGAGGUGUGAGACACUGCCAAAGCACCGCCCACGCCGGACCCACUCUCCUCCCGAAGGACUGCACCACACCGCAGAGCUGGGCGGCCGAAGGCCAGUGAGCAAGAUAACAGAGAUGGCGCGCAGAGACAACUCGCCACGGACACAGUUACAGCCCAGAAUGCUUUUCUCUAACUAGGUUAUUGAACGUAAUGCAAUCGCGAGGUGGGAAUGGGAAGGGCUGGGGGCUCCAUACAGAGAAGGGAACUGGAAAAGUGUUCUGGAGAUACCCUAAAGGGCUCAGUCUGCCCUGGACAUGGUCGUAAGCUCCACAGGUGGGCUCUGCUGUGGUCCUGGACCUGAUCCUCUGCGCCCCAGCUCAGUCAGAUAGCCACCAGAGCUCAGGGGCCGCGGUCCGUGAGCGCAGCCACACCUCGACGCCCACGGGCCCACGGCCAGCUGGACUUUCCCACUGCGGUGCUGGGAUCCUGUACACAUCAGUUUUCUGCUGUUCUUUCCAUAUUAUCGACCUUUCAGGUAAUCCAACAACUUAUAAAGACGACAAAAAAAAAAAAAACACAAAAUACUGAAAAAAAAAACAGUGAGUGACGCUUGUUUUAAAUAUUUAGUGAAUGAAACAUGAAACAAAAAAAAAUAGAAGAUCAGUGUUUGUUUGCCUUGUUCUCUGGCGUUGAGCCUCUGUGUUUUUAACACCUAGGUAUUGCACUUCCAUUAGGAGUAUCAUGGUUAUGAUAUCCGUCACACUCGUUAAUACCCCUGAGUUUCUCACGCUGCCCUUCGGACAGUAAAAUUGGUUGCGAGGUUGUGCAGUUGACCCCAAAGAGCGGUUCGGCCUCGUUUGCGAACCCUCAGGCUGCGCGCUGCGUAUCGAUGUUGGAUGUCGAGGGGUGGCGUCCUGCACGGUAAACCCGACGAGAUGCCCCAACUGCACACCUGAGAAAACGAUACCUGUGAGUGCCAACAAGUUACGGGUGCUCAAUUGCCUGGGGGGGGGGCUUUGCAGCCACCAAGCCCCUCCCCCACCCCCUCCUACACUUCCCUCCUCGGGGGCUGCUCACGGGGGCUAGCUUUUAAAGCUUUUUAAAAUCCCCGCGGGGGAAGCAUAAAGUCUGGAAAACAGGCCGAACAAACCUGCGGGAUGGGGGUGGGGGACGGAGGAAGGUGAAAAGACACAGAAUGACACUGACAGCUACAAUUCAGUCAAUGACGCCGCGACCUUUUUGGUUGUCCUGGCUGUCAACAAACCGAAAACCAGGAAGAUAUUAUUAUAUGCUAUAUGAAGUAUAAUUCUGCAUAUGGGAUGGAAAUGAAACUGCAACUGAACUGAUUGAGUAAAAUGGUAAUGAUGUAAGUGGAGGUUUAUUACUCCAGCACCGAGAGUGUGCUUAGCCCGAAGGAUUGCCGGAACCAAAAAAAAAGCUUUUAAAAGACUCCCUCGUGGUGGCAAGCCACGCAGGCUCGUAGACAAUAAACUGGGAAUUAUAUUUUUGUUAUUUCUCAUUGUAAGGACAUAUUUAAAAUAUUCAGAAUAUUAAUCGCAGUCUCCAGCAGUAUGAAAUGUAGCUGUGAGUCUGUCAAGCAGCUAAGUC